CGCCGCCGCCGCUAGAAGAGCGGUCGAGGUGGAGCGCGCGAGCCUUACUGACGAGGUGGCGGCGCCGGCGCGUGAUGCGCCGCCAUGCCGGUACGACACCGCGAACUCGGCGACGAGCUCGCACCCCCGGAGCCCAAGCGCUGCAGACACUGCGACGAAAGCCGUUCAUCGUGCGGCGGAGGCAGCGGAUCAGAGGGCUCGGAGGAGCGAGCAUCGUGGCGCGUUACACUGGAUCACGAUCUGGUGGAGACGCUGAGCGCCAUCUACCCGGAGUGGUUCAAACCGCAGCACCGCCGCGAGCGCAGCCGCGCCGCGACGCCUACCUCGCCCGCGUCGCCGCCGCGCACGCCAGCCUCAUCUUCGGACGACACCUUCAGUUCUGGUGCGGAGGAGAUGGCUGGGCGUCAGGCGAGCGGCAGCGGUGCCAGCGAGCCACCCAGCUCGCCGAGGGUGUCGCCACCGAAGGUGGUCGUCGACGACAGCCCUCUACAACCAGCCAUGGGCAAACACAAAGAAUCCUUGAAAGUAAAACUGAUGAUGCGGCGACCCAUCACACAAUUAGUGGCACAAGGGAUUAUGCCUCCACUAAAGACACCCGCAGCGUACUUUGAACAAUGCAAACAGCUAGAAAGAGCAAAAACUGGGGACCUACUCAAAGCUAAGAUUCAAAGACGUCCCGAUCGCCAAGAACUUGAACGAAGACAUAUUUUGGAACAAGAAAGCCAUGUGGAUCCAAGUUUAGCAGAGAAGCAACGAAUGUUAAAGAAAGCACGCCUUGCAGACCAGUUGAAUGAUCAGUUAUCUCACCGCCCUGGGCCCCUUGAACUCAUUAAGAAAAAUAUACUCCAUACAGAAGAAAAUAUCGAAACCGCAGUCAAAAGUGGUAUUCUUGCAUUCAAGGCUACUAGCGAAGGUGCUUCUGGACGACCACAGCAUCCAUCGUCAUACUGUGGCCCGCCUGACGAGGUGUCACCUUCACCUUCACCGCCAUCAACUCUCUCUCCUGUUAGCGUUGCUUCAUCACCUCAACAUCCUGCACCCGGAAAAGAUAAAAAUCGCAAAAAAAAUAAACAAAAACAACAACCUAAGGCGCGCUUUAAAUUUCAUGAAUAUAAAGGACCUCCAAAUGCUCAAAAGUCCUCGUCGCCACCCGGGUCCGUCGAGACUCCCUAUGAGCUUCUCUUACAACAGCAACAAUUACUUCUUCAACUGAUGCCUGCCUCGCCAGCUGCAUCUAUUACAUCAGAUUCGUCGGAUGCUUAUACAGUGCCUCCUCCGCCGCCACCGCCUCCUGCGCCUAUCGCUCCUAUAAUGCCUAUCGCGCGUUUCGAAGACAUGAAAGUAUCCGAUCUUCGAGCUGAAUGCAAACGUCGUAAUUUACCUGUAUCUGGACCUAAACUACAAUUGAUACUUAGGCUGCGACCUUACCUAGAAAAACAAGAAGAUCCACCGCGUUCACCUGCAUCUGUUACCUCUAUUGCUUCUAUCGCAUCUGUUACAUCACCUGACAUCAAAAUAGAAUCAGAUAGCUCUGAGGAUAUAGUUCAAUCGCAAAGACGGCAAAUCGAGGAUCUUGAGCGAAAACUAGAAGCCUCGCGGCAGCAGAUGGAGGCAGUCCGGCGGGAAGCGGCAGGCGCUGCAGCUAGCGACCAAAGUCGACGGCUUUUACAAGCACACAUUUAUAUGUCGCAACUACGAGCGCAGCGCGAUGCUCUACAACAGCCUCAGGUGCCAGCACCCACACCAUCACGGUACGUUAUCGCAGCAUCUUCCGACGCUACACCGGAUCGUCUUGUUAGUCUUUUUACAGUGGCCUCCUCACCUGCUGCCGCUGGAGACGGAUCAACCGAUGCCGUACCACAGAAGACGGCCAACCCUGCUUACAUACUGACCAAUGGCGUAAAGGUGGUACCCAUUGCAAUUUUACCAACUACUCACUACGAGCCAGAACGUACAGUUUCUGUACCACCGCCCCCUCCUCCGCCACCCCCGCCCCCUUUGCCACAAGUAUCUAUGAAUACACCAAUACAUGAUUGCACAGAAGACAGUCAAAUAAUGGACGAUGUCCUCGAAAUUUUAGUAGAGAAUGGUGAAUUGCCGGCUUCAGCUGUUGAUGACGCUACGACACCUCGUCAAGUUGACAGUGGGUACAUUACAGGCCCUGAUACGUUCUCCCCAACUGACGUACUAACUAACGACGUUCUUGACGACACACAUGUUCGGGACUCGCUUGCGGCCGAGGAAUUACAAAGAGAGCUCGACGAUAUUCAGAAUGAAAUACUUUGCCAUGCUGAUUUACAUGCAAUAAACAAUAUCAGUCACUGUGAUAUGGUACCAACUGCGGCUGACAUAGAACCGGAUUUGAGCGUCGAAUUAUUGUCCAACAGCGAUUUUCAUACAGGGUUUGGUGUGACAGAUUCGUCAGUAAGCGAUCAUGAUUUCCUCGGUAGUCUGCUGUCGGGAGAAAGUAAUGACCGAACUGAGGAUAAAUCUCAUAUGGCGAUGGAUAUCGGGGAGGAACCUUCAGAGAGAAUGAGUAUGACACCUUUGACCAACGGGGAUAUACUCGACUAUUCCAGAACGAGUUUCGAGUAUAUGGACGAUUUAUCGUUACCAUCUUUUCAUAAUGAAGACAGUCGUAACGGAAUGUUCGAGGAGCGUUCCUGCGAGUUUGACCUGAAAGAACUGGAGGAGUCAAGGUCGAACAUGAACGUUGACGGCGACGGGUACGAGUACAUGAGCACGGAAUUGAUCCCAAACCUGUUCGGACGUGGCCCGGUGGCGCAAUGUGACCCACUGCUAGGCGGAUUAGCAGCUAGACCACCGCCGCGUCCACAGCACAAGCAUUACUCCUGGGACCGGAUAGAGUAUGACGCCACUUGACCCACGGUCCCUACAGCUCUUCCAGGGCGUCGUUCUGUAAUGAUGCUUACCCUAUGAUCUCUGAAAUAUCUAUUUAUCCUUGUACCGAGUAUGUGAGUUCGUAUUAAAUGAGUUCAGACGCUACUAAGAGUUCAUACGUCCCGAAUUCGAGGGAUAUGUCCAUGUUGGUGCAAAGAAUUUAAGACAGUAUAUUUUUUUGUCGUCGACAGCUACUCAGUGGCUGUUCGAUUAAUAUGCUAGUCUCUUCUGUGACUCGUUCUUCCAGGGUGGUGACUUACGUGUUGUACUCUAAGAACAAGUAUAAUUUAUUAUGAUGUGAAACACAAAGUGUUGGCAUUAACUGAGAACUUGUUAGUCUACAUAAUUAUUCAGUACUUAAUAGUCGGUACGAAAUAUUUGUGUCGCUAGUUGAUAAAUAGUUAUAUAAUCAUAUAGUUAGUGAGUGUUAAUAUGCGUCGCCACACGUGUACGCAGUGACAUACCUACUUGGCUCACAUAAUAUAAAUCCAUUUUAUUUACUAUUUAUAAGCAUAUCUACUUAUGUAUAUAUUGAAAGUAAUAAUACUCAACAUAGUUGUGGAUUUCUGCAUUCCGCCCGAUGACUUAUAACCUAGGGAAAAUUAUAAUAAGAAAACAUUUGUUGGGGCACAAAUUUCAAUCUAUGAGACACCUGGUAACGUACACAUUGUGUUAAUGAUAAUGCUAAUAAAAUGUAUAGAAUUGAUGUUGUGUCAGUUACUAAAAACUGUUCAAAUGCUAUCACUGUUGCAUGAUAGCAAUUUCCCAAA
Achroia grisella is the source of this 3671-nucleotide messenger RNA. RefSeq names its product myocardin-related transcription factor B (gene Mrtf). The coding region runs from base 85 to 2883 and encodes 932 amino acids. The record is from RefSeq and is a predicted model, not a curated record. Lineage: Eukaryota; Metazoa; Arthropoda; Insecta; Lepidoptera; Pyralidae. The transcript has 6 exons.